AUGGUCCAUCCAGAACAGGAUAUCUGGGCACCUUCAGUGACGAAGCGAGGAGACACUUACUACUGCCACUACUCUGUAUCGCGUAUCGGUCUCCAGAACUCCUCUAUCGGUGUGGCGACAUCGCUUUCCCUUGAGCCAGGUAGCUGGCAAGACCACGGUGAUAUCGGUCUCCCCCUAUCUCACAAGUAUAACUUGAUCGACCCCUUCGUGUACCAAGAGACGCCCAAUGACCCAAUUUACUUUACCUUUGGAUCUUUCCGGGACGACAUCUUCCAAGUUGAGCUAUUUCCCCACGAUGACCUUAUAGCUUUUGGUAGGUGGGUCGCGGACAACAAUCGUAUCAAUAACUUGGUGCGCAAUGGUACCAUCGGUGCCGGAGUCUCUGAAGGUGCUAUCAUGCACAAAGAGAAGGAUUUUUACUACAUGUUCUACAGUGUUGGUCAGUGCUGCAACAAGCCAUCAGACAAGGACGGCCUUGCACCGGAAGGUCAAGUGUACCACGUUGUCGUCUGCCGCUCGGAAGUCCCAACCGGACCCUUCUACGACCGAGAGGGCAAGAGUUGUCUCGAAGAGAAUGGCGGUACUACGAUCCUCGCCAGUCAUGGCGAUAUCUAUGCGCCUGGUGGUCAGGGUGUUAUGGCGCACCCUGACAAUGGGAGGACGGUGAUGUAUUAUCAUUAUGUUCGCCAGAGUGUUGGCUACGAGGCCGAUCAAUUCUUCUUUGGUUACAACUACCUCAAUUGGGAGGACGGAUGGCCGGUCGUUGUUGUUGCCUGA
Molecule: messenger RNA, 777 nt
Organism: Alternaria postmessia
Lineage: Eukaryota; Fungi; Ascomycota; Dothideomycetes; Pleosporales; Pleosporaceae
Exons: 3
Coding region: 1-777 (258 amino acids)
Biological process (GO): carbohydrate metabolic process
Molecular function (GO): hydrolase activity, hydrolyzing O-glycosyl compounds
Source: RefSeq, a predicted model, not a curated record